This is a messenger RNA of Solanum tuberosum (potato), 992 nucleotides long. Its product is annotated as cucumber peeling cupredoxin-like. Bases 122 to 835 code for a protein of 237 amino acids. The transcript is spliced from 2 exons. The record is from RefSeq and is a predicted model, not a curated record. Gene Ontology annotation, cellular component: plasma membrane. Lineage: Eukaryota; Viridiplantae; Streptophyta; Magnoliopsida; Solanales; Solanaceae. Gene Ontology annotation, molecular function: electron transfer activity.
UAUUAUAACAAACAAAUAUUCAAGUUCAAACUUUGCAACUUUUUGUACAACACAUACAAAAGUGGAAAGUUAAUUAUAGCAAGAAAGAUCCAAUUAGGGGCUACCUGAAAACACAAAAAAAAUGGUUACAAAGAUGAAAAUUGCACUAGUCUUGAUGACUAUUUUGGCGGUGUUGCCGGGGAAUAUAGUAGCGGUUGAUCAUAUAGUUGGUGAUACUAUGGGAUGGACAAUUCCCUCAGGGCCUACAACUUAUGCAAAUUGGGCUUCAGGACGUACCUUCAGAGUUGGUGAUACUUUAGUGUUCAACUUUGCAACUGGAGCACAUGAUGUAGCCAAAGUAACAAAGAGUGCAUAUGAUUCUUGUAGCUCCUCAAGUCCUAUUACUCUUAUUACUGUUGGACCAGCCAAUAUUACUCUAAAUUCCACAGGUAGUGAGUAUUUUAUUUGUACUUUUGGCCAACAUUGUAAUGCUGGCCAAAAACUAGCUAUCAAUGUUACAACAUCUUCCACUACUACUCCUAGCCCUGCCCCAUCCCCUGCUACCUCCCCUGCCCCAUCACCCGUCCCGAACCCUACCCGUGCACCAACGCCAACGCCAAGUCCAUCACCAUCAGCCGGUCCAUUUGGACCGUCUCCUAGUCCAAGUGGUGGUGCAGGAGCUUCACCAUCGUCUGCACCACCACCUGGACCAGUCACACCGGAGCCUACUACUCCUUCACCUACGACACCAAGCGAUGGUCUAGUUCCUCCACCGGCUCCAAGCUCUGCCUCGCGAAGCGUUUUUGCACCUGCCUUGAUCAUGUUCAUGUCCAUUGCUAUUAGUAUCAUGUGGUAGAUUCUAGUCACUUGAGUGUUUGUAUAACUUUUUACAUAUGAGUUUGUAUCAUUAUAGGACAUGGUCAUUGUAUACUUGAAAUAUUGUUCAUUGAUUUGAGUAACUAGUGAUUGUGUGAGUUUUUAAUAGAAGUAUCUUUCUUUUAGUUGUGAGUAUA